Molecule: messenger RNA, 1089 nt
Organism: Thyridium curvatum
Lineage: Eukaryota; Fungi; Ascomycota; Sordariomycetes; Thyridiales; Thyridiaceae
Exons: 1
Coding region: 1-1089 (362 amino acids)
Biological process (GO): fatty acid metabolic process
Molecular function (GO): oxidoreductase activity, acting on the CH-OH group of donors, NAD or NADP as acceptor; NAD+ binding
Source: RefSeq, a predicted model, not a curated record
AUGAUGCUGCCCAUCGCGUCCAGCCAGCUGGCCGCCACGGGCCUCUCUGCCUUCGAGGCCGGCGCAGCUCUGCAGACGGCGAGGGUCGUCUCUGCAGCUAUCACCACUCGAGUAAUACGCAUUCCCAGGAUGGCCGCUCUGCAACAACGCGCCAGGAUACACACAGCUCCUCGCAGGACCUUUACUCUCACCCGAUCCAGCGCUCCGGCAUCGGCACGCCUACCUAACCUCCCCUCACCACUGCUCACCUCGCCCAUCGCCAACAUCCGCCGGAUAUCCACCACGCCAGUCAGCUGGACGCCGCCCACGCCGGAGGAGGCAGAGAAGCGACCCGUGCUCAUCAUCGGCGCGGGCAACCUGGGCCGCCGGAUGGCCACCAUCUGGGCCUCGACGGGCCGCCCCGUCGUCCUGCACGACAUCUCGGAGCCGGCCCUGCUGUCGGCCGUCGAGUACAUCGGCGACCAGCUGACGGACUGGUGCGUCGAGCAGGGCACGCACCCGGGCCACGUCACCACCGUGUCGGGCGACCUGGCCGCGGCGCUGAGCGCGUCCGCGACCAACCUGCACCUGCGGCCCUGGAUGGCCGUCGAGGCCGUGCCCGAGGACCUGGCGCUCAAGCGCAAGAUCCUGGGCGAGGUCGAGCGCCUCGUGCCGGACGACUGCCUGCUGGCGUCCAACUCGAGCAGCUACCGCACCGCCGAGAUGGUCGGCGAGGGCGGCGUCGCCAGCCCGCACCGCCUGCUGAGCACCUACUACUACUACAUGUCGCCCUACCACCGCUUCGUCGAGCUCAUGUCCUCGGGCGCCACGGCGCCCGAGGUCUUCCCCUUCCUCGAGGCGCAGAUGGCGGGCGUGCAGCUGCGGCCCAUCGUGCUGCCGCCGCACGUGCAGUACAACGGCUUCGUGUUCAACCGCAUCUGGGAGGCGAUCCGCGGGGAGACGCUGCGCGUCGUGACCGAGGGCCACGUCAAGCCCGAGGACAUUGACGAGCUGUUCAAGGACUUCUUCCGCGCCGAGGUGGGGCCCUGCGGCAAGAUGGGCCUGGAUGUGACGGGCAAGAGCAAGCCGGUUGGUGAUCGGGGGUUUUGA